UAUGUGUGGUUACGAAAUACAAGAAUUAUGACUAUAAAUUUCCUUCCAUGUAUUUUAUUGUUAUAAGAUAUGUGUUUAUUUGUAUAAAUGAAUCAAUUAAUUGAUUCUUUUGUCAAUUUUGUUUGUUGUUAUGGAUUUUGUGAAAUCGGCAAUUUCUUCCAAUUUAAGGCUUGAUGGAAGAAAACUUGACGAGCAAUACUCACUAAAUAUUAUACCUAAUAUUUCUUCAAUCGCACAUGGCAGCUCUCAAGUCACUUUUGGUGACAACAUAGUUCAAACGACAGUAAAUUUUUCAAUUGUUUCACCUGAAGAUUCAGCUCCUGACGAGGGCAUUAUUGAUUUGACAAUCACUGGUACUAACAUUUUUGAGAACUCUGAUUUAUCGCAUAAGAAUUACGAGAUUCUAUGUAACAUAUUGUACGAUUUACAGUUUCAACACCGUUUUCUUGACCUCAAAUCACUGUGCAUAUUGCCAGGACAACUGUGCUGGAAUCUAAGAAUACACUCAACUGUUGUUAAGAGAGGUGGGUGUGUAAUUGACGCUUUAAGCAUUGGAGUUUUAUCUUCUCUCAUGUGUUCUGAUGUUCCUGAUGUCGAGCUUAUGUUUAGGGAUGAACUCGAGUCAUAUCAACGAUCAAACCUACAACUGAAGCUAUCCCUAGAGAAAAAUAAGAUUAUAUCACACCUUGUUGAAAGAUUACCUCUGAUAACUUCUGUUGGGAAGGUGUGUAAGAAUCACCUUUGGGGUAUGACUAGGGAGGAGGAGUUAUGUUCUGAUGGGACUAUGUCAAUAGCAGUGGAUAAAAACGGAAAAUGCAUAUCUGUCAAGGCGAACGGGUCAUGUUUUGAGCUACACUGUAUACAAAGCUUGAUAAACACGUCAACUAAAAUUACUCUAGACAAUUUUAACAAACUCAAUAAAUUUAUACCAGCCUGA
Molecule: messenger RNA, 937 nt
Organism: Theileria parva strain Muguga
Lineage: Eukaryota; Apicomplexa; Aconoidasida; Piroplasmida; Theileriidae
Gene: EXOSC7
Product: 3' exoribonuclease domain 1 protein
Exons: 4
Coding region: 131-937 (268 amino acids)
Biological process (GO): U5 snRNA 3'-end processing; nuclear polyadenylation-dependent rRNA catabolic process; exonucleolytic trimming to generate mature 3'-end of 5.8S rRNA from tricistronic rRNA transcript (SSU-rRNA, 5.8S rRNA, LSU-rRNA)
Cellular component (GO): nuclear exosome (RNase complex); cytoplasmic exosome (RNase complex)
Source: RefSeq, a predicted model, not a curated record